Molecule: messenger RNA, 1323 nt
Organism: Aspergillus melleus
Lineage: Eukaryota; Fungi; Ascomycota; Eurotiomycetes; Eurotiales; Aspergillaceae
Exons: 1
Coding region: 1-1323 (440 amino acids)
Source: RefSeq, a predicted model, not a curated record
AUGAGUUUCAUCAGAUGCAGGGCCUCACUGGCCUACAUUCUGGGAACGAUCGGUCUGGCGUCGACAUUCACGGUCAUGAUACUCGAUGGAAUAUGCUAUGCCUUCGCCAAAUCUCUCCCGUCUCACAUAACCGCCAUCGAGUCCGCCAUUGUCAGCCUCAGUGUGGUUAGCUGCCUUGCACUCUUCGCGUUGGUUUUAAUCUGGGUGUCCGAUAUUGAGAAUGGACUCCGCAGACAGUGGAAAGGCUGGAGAGCGAUCACCUAUGGCAUUGCCAUUGCCUAUUUCUCGCUAGCCACCGGGGUCACCGCGGGGGCGAUAGCGUGGAGUGCUGUCCAAUCCAUCAUGGUGGCUGAGAAGUCACACCUUACCGAGAAGCAGCGAAGCCUGAUGAUUGCUCGCUGUGUGGUAUGGGCCAUUUCCGUCUUAAGUCAGGGGCUCCUUGGAGGAUACCUCCUGAUGUCCAUGUCGAGACGAGGACACCGCGCCGAAUGGCCUAGCUCGUUCUCGCAGGAGCUCGAAAUCCUCCCCGACAACACCAGCGUCAGGCCUAGCAGCCCAUCCAAGACACCAUCGCUGGUCAUCACGGAAUCCCAGCGCGAGGAGGAGCGUAAGACCAGCCGGGAGUUCCAAGCCUCAGCUCAGCCAUCCGCCUCGAGUGCAGCAUCCUUGAUAUCCAACCGGUACUCCGGCAGAACCCUGACACAACUAGAAUCGAAGCGCAGUUCUUUCGAACUAAACCCUCUAUAUUUGUCCCACCCCGAGGGGGCCUUGAUCCGCAACAAGAUCAGCGGAGGCCCAGAAGAGCCCUCGCAAAAGCUUCAACGCAGGCACUCCGAAAUCAAACGGUCUUUGGACAGCCUCCUCCUGCGGACCUCGUCUGGUCGGUCGUCGCCGACCAGCAACUUGCUCCAACCGGAGAUAUCCCGGGGAUCAGCUGCUCCAACGCUGACAUUAGGGGACGAAAGUCAUAUCCAUCCGUUGUUUCGCGUGGCUAGUCCGUCGCCAGCCCCGACGCCUACCCCCGGCACCGUCGUCGUUGCAUCACCCGCCGCAGGACAGAUUAUUUCGGUGAAGACCCUCAACCGCGUGCGGUCCACCAACUCGCUCCGGUCUCAUAGCAUUCGCAGUCGAUCCCCCAUGCUUGAACGAACGAACCCGCUCGAAGACGCGUCGGGACAAGGGUCAGUGCCCACCGGAGACAAGAAACAGGGUUCUAAUCUGGAGCCCGUCAUGCCCGGUUUUAUCAUGGCCGCCGACGUCCGGAGAAGCCUCACCCGGUACGAGAAAAAGUAUGAUUUGCAUGAAUCCCCUCAUGAGAGUUAG